AUGCUAUAUCUCAAGCCAUACAACUUGUUGAUUCAGAAGACCUUGACAGAGGCAUUGGAUGCCUACAGAAGUGGAUCUCCAUUAACUCUAGACAGAAUUGUUUCUGAUUUCGACUACACCACUUUACACAUUUGCAAUAACGCUGGCGAUAAAGAGAACUUACUAGUGUCAAUUAGAACCAAGGCAACUCAAUCAAGCAAUGAAAGUGGGGGCGAACUAUUCGGGUUUCUACGUACCAAGUUCGAAAAGUUUCCAGGUUUGAGCCUUAGCUCCGAUCAAAAAGAGGCAGGCUACGACUUUACUCUUGUAGUGAAUCUAGCUACAAUUACCGCAGAAUCUAUUGUCCAAGUAUCGCUCUUCAAGAUUCUUGUCAUGGCUUACCCAUUCUACUUGGCGUUUGGCCAGAGCGCUGAGCUUUCCCAGUUGAAUGAAUUUGAACAAGUGGAAAAAUCCAAAGAGGCCAAGGCUAUGGUCAUCAAGUACAGGGACGAUGAAAACAUCUAUAUAAAGCCUUCUUUUGACCGUAUCACUGUUAUAUUCGAGACUAUUUUCCAAGAUGAAACGGAUAAAGUGUUUGGGAAAGUGUUUUUGCAAGAAUUCGUCGAUGCAAGAAAGAGAAACAGAUCCAUCCAGUCUGCUCCACAAGUGUUGUUCUCUCACGAACCACCGCUAGAAAUCCAAGGCGUUGUGCGCCAUGAGCCAGCCGCAGCAGGCAAGAAGAAGUCAAGCAGGAGAUUUAUCACUUUUGUCUUGUUCCCACGUCACUAUGCAUCCGAGGAAUUGAUGUUUUCGUCCGUGUCGCAACUAGCCCUAUUUAGAAACUACUUCCACUACCAUAUCAAGUGUGCCAAGGCCUACAUGCACUCUAGAAUGAGAUACCGUGUGGAUACGUUUAUAAAGGUGUUGAACAGGGCCAAGCUCGACGACGAAAACGAGAAUGAUUCCCGUAGAACGAUAACCGGUAGAAAAAUGGUGUACUAA
Molecule: messenger RNA, 981 nt
Organism: Kluyveromyces marxianus DMKU3-1042
Lineage: Eukaryota; Fungi; Ascomycota; Saccharomycetes; Saccharomycetales; Saccharomycetaceae
Gene: ARC35
Product: Arc35p
Exons: 1
Coding region: 1-981 (326 amino acids)
Biological process (GO): actin filament polymerization; Arp2/3 complex-mediated actin nucleation
Cellular component (GO): actin cytoskeleton; Arp2/3 protein complex
Molecular function (GO): actin filament binding; structural constituent of cytoskeleton
Source: RefSeq, a predicted model, not a curated record